Messenger RNA from Anneissia japonica, 861 nucleotides. Its product is annotated as pleckstrin homology domain-containing family A member 1-like. The record is from RefSeq and is a predicted model, not a curated record. Lineage: Eukaryota; Metazoa; Echinodermata; Crinoidea; Comatulida; Comatulidae. Bases 1 to 861 code for a protein of 286 amino acids. The transcript has 9 exons.
AUGUCAUUCGGAAAUCGGUGGCUCAAGAAACCAUUAUUGGAAUACCCAGUAGUGGAUAUUGCAGGGGGUUAUAGAGACAUGUCGCAACCAAAAAUGUCAAUCGGUUGUUUUGAACUUACUGAUAGUAGGUCAAUUAAAAUGGAAUUUGCCAAUUUUUUGAUAAAAGGGGUACCAUUAAAACAGAAAGCAGAAGAUGAAGAAAUUUCAGAGAAUGACAAAAAGGAUGAACCAAGUCAUGGAGACCAUCAAAAUAGGAAAAUAGUCAGUUACAGAACAGAAAUAGUUGGAGGGGUGGUAGUACGUACACCUGUAGAGCACAGUCGGACCUUUUGGUUUUGGCCUCUGUUGACCCCAGCAAUUGAGGCGAGUCUGUUUGUGAAGCCGCCCAGUGCCCCGAAACCUGUGGGCAAUAAUCAAAGUGAUAGCGACAGUGAAGAUGAUGUGAUUGCGAAAACGAAGACAUCACAAAGAAGUACAUCUCCAUCUAGUGUACAGCAAGUAAUUCCUGCAACUACAGGUCGAAGUGUCAUUAAGGCGGGCUGGUGUGUAAAACAGGGAUUAGUCAGGAAAAGUUGGAAAAGGCGGUUUUUUGUACUCGAUAAUCUUGGCAUAUCCUACUUCAAAUCCGAUCAGGAUAAAGUUCCAAUAAGGACUAUUCCACAAAAAGACAUCACCUCAUGUCAAGUGUCAUUACUAGGACCCCAACUUCAGAGAGACAACCUUUAUGAAAUUUCGUGCUCUGGGCGAAUUUUUUAUGUGCAGCCUCAUCGGCUUGGUUAUGUGACAUCAGUAUAUUUAGAUACUCAGGACAGAGCAUCAAGUGUACCAAAGAAUCAGCUCUCCACUUACAAAGUCUCAUAA